CUCGACUCUAACCACAGAUUACCGAUUUGUCGCCCAUCGCUGUCCCGCAGUCGUCAUCAUGUCCCAAUUCCGCGCCAAAAAGCUCGAUCUCGGAUGCUUCGCCAACAUCCGUAACAUUCGCGACCACACGAAGCGCAAGGUCUUCGCAGAACACGAGCCCGAACGACAAGCCCUUCGAUACAUCAUCCGCAACACGACAUUGCCGCAGCGCGUGCGCGCACAGGCUCAGCUCCAGCUCUCCCAGAUGCACUGCUAUACACGGUUCACACAGAUCAAGAACAGGUGUAUAAUGGGAGGAAAGGGACGAGGUAUCUUCAGCGACUUCAGGCUUGGACGUUAUCAAUUCCGUCAGAAUGCGCUUGCCGGAAACCUGCCGGGUGUGAAGAAGGCCAGUUGGUAGACGUGUGGUGGCGUAGGGGUUCGAUAUAUGUGUAUACUACGGGGUGACACAAUUGCAUUGGGCGGCGUUAUCUGCGAGAAGCAAAAUUUCUACGACCAAACCGUGUUCCAUUUGAC
This is a messenger RNA of Didymella exigua CBS 183.55, 516 nucleotides long. RefSeq names its product glucocorticoid receptor-like (DNA-binding domain). The transcript has 3 exons. Gene Ontology annotation, molecular function: structural constituent of ribosome. NCBI's taxonomy places the organism in Eukaryota, Fungi, Ascomycota, Dothideomycetes, Pleosporales, Didymellaceae. Gene Ontology annotation, cellular component: ribosome; mitochondrial small ribosomal subunit. The record is from RefSeq and is a predicted model, not a curated record. Gene Ontology annotation, biological process: translation. The coding region runs from base 59 to 400 and encodes 113 amino acids.